CGAUGAGAAAUAUAAAUAAAUUAGGGUUUUCCGGUUAGUAUAAAUCAUUUCGUCGAAGAAGAAGCUUCCCGAAACAAUUCAUUUUCUUUGUUCAUUCAUUUUUGUGGGUUUAGGGGUUUCAUUAUCAUCAUCAUGGGAAAGGGUCCAGGUCUCUACACUGAAAUUGGCAAGAGAGCUAGAGAUCUGUUGAAUAAGGAUUACCAGACUGACCAGAAGUUCACAAUCAGUACCUACUCUCCUACAGGAGUUGCUAUUACUUCUACUGGUCAUAAGAAGGGUGACGUGUUUGUGGCCGAUAUCAAUACCCAGCUGAAGAAGAAGAAUGUCACCACUGAUAUCAAAGUGGACACAGAUUCCAAUCUAUUUACAACUAUUACAGUCGAUGAACCGUAUUUUCCCGGGCUAAAGGCAAUUCUGAGCUUUAAAGUUCCUGAUCAGUGGUCUGGCAAGAUGGAGCUUCAGUAUCUCCAUGAGUAUUCAGCUAUAAGUACGAGUAUUGGGUUGACACCUAAUCCUGCUAUCAACUUAUCUGGUGUGAUCGGAACCAAUGUUGUCUCACUUGGGACGGAACUAUCAUUUGACACCAAGUCUGGGACUGUCACAAAAUGCAAUGCUGGACUUAGCUACUCGAAUGCAGACCUGAUUGCUUCAUUAACUCUGAAUGACAAGGGAGAUACUGUGAAAGCUUCCUACUACCAUACUGUGAACCCAACACAUGCUGUUGGUGCAGAGGUCAACCAUAGCUUCUCAACAAAUGAGAGCACUUUUACCAUUGGUUCACAACAUGUACUGGAUCCACUUACUACCGUAAAGGCACGAGUGAACAACUUUGGCAAGGCAAGUGCUCUCGUCCAGCAUGAGUGGCGACCAAAGUCAUUCCUCACAGUUUCUGGAGAGAUGGACUCCAAGGCCAUUGAUAAGAGUGCCAAGUUUGGAUUGGCUCUUGCUCUCAAGCCAUGAGCUCUUAGCCCCAUUUUAAUGAGAGUAGGCAUCACAAGUGCAGUAUAGCUGUCGGAACUGACUGUUUUCUUUUCUUAAGGUUGGUUGCAACUCUUUUGGUAUGAGUUGGCAUGAUGAUACCUCUUUCUAUUUUGAUGGUUUUCGAUGUAAAAUAAAAAAAAACAUGAGGUGUCAAACCCAAACCUGUGGCAUUAUUGUCUUGAGUUCUCAUAAUCUCUAGUCCCUCAAAAGUUAAACUGUUGUGAAGUACCCUUAUUUUCAGAGGGUAAAAUUCAUAUUUUUGUUCAUUUUUUUA
This is a messenger RNA of Mercurialis annua (annual mercury), 1255 nucleotides long. RefSeq names its product mitochondrial outer membrane protein porin of 34 kDa-like. Gene Ontology annotation, molecular function: voltage-gated monoatomic anion channel activity. Lineage: Eukaryota; Viridiplantae; Streptophyta; Magnoliopsida; Malpighiales; Euphorbiaceae. The transcript has 6 exons. Gene Ontology annotation, biological process: monoatomic anion transmembrane transport. Bases 133 to 960 code for a protein of 275 amino acids. The record is from RefSeq and is a predicted model, not a curated record. Gene Ontology annotation, cellular component: mitochondrial outer membrane.